UCUUCUUUCUUCUUUACUUUUAGCAUGAAGUUCCAAUUAGUCAUAUUAUCCGCCCUUUUGGUAAGCGCCUUCGCUUUACCCGUACCCGAUGAGGAAGUGUCACCGGUUGUACAACCCGUGGCCGAAGUCAAACCUGAAGUCGUACAAAAAGUUGAAGACAAAGUAGCCGAAGUUGCCAAACCCGAAUCGAGAAAGGUUGAAGAAGAAAGCAAACCCGAAGCCGCCAAACCAGCCGAAGAAAGCAAAAUUGCUUUGCCAGCCAGCAUACCAGAUUCUGAAUUGCCCCAAGCUGUGCCCGAAGCCAAGAAGGACGACAUUAAGGAAGAAAAGAAGGAGGAAGAAAAGAAACCCGAAUUGCCAGCUGAGAAACAAACACGCAGCGAAGAUGUUGUCGAAGAAGCUAAAGCCUUGCCCUUGGCCGUGCAACCCAUUGCUGCCGGUUUGAACGAAGAACCCAAACAAGUUGUUGAUGAGGUAAAACCUGCCGUACAAGAAAUCCAACCCGAAGGUAAAUCCGCCCCAGCUGAACAAAAGAAAGAGGAAUUGUCCGUUGAAGCUAAACCCGAAAUUAAGGCUGAAGAAUUGAAAACUGAAUUGCCCGCUGAGGAAAAGAAAGAAGAAUUGCCUGCCCGCCAAGAACGCACCACUGUCGAAAAGGAAGAAGAGAAACCCGCUGCUGCUCCAGCUGAAAAUGUUGAGGCUCCCGAAGUCAAGACCUUGAACGCCGAAGAACCUAAAGCCGCUGAAGAAGCCAAGCCCGAAGCUGCCAGCGAAGCUCAAGCCGCCGAAGCUACCGAAAAGAUCGAAGAACCCUUGGCUUUGGCCUCUGAAGAGAAACCCAAAGAAUUGAAAGAAGAACAAAAACCUGCUGAAGCCAAGAAAAUCGAUGAAGCCGAAGCUGAACCCAUUAAGCCCGUAGAUACCCCAGCUGCUGAAACCAAGGCCGCCCAGCCCGAAGAAGAAAAGAAAGCCGAAGAAAAGAAACCCGAAGACAACUCAGCUACUGAAGAGGAAAAGUCCAACGAAAGCAAAAAAGCCGAUGAAUCCAAGGAAUCUGAAGAAUCAAAAGAAUCCGAAGAAUCUAAAGAAGAAAACAAAUCUAAUUAGAAUUGAUAAUUUAACAUUAACAAACGCUUAAGGUUCACUUAACCUUCCACUCCAAAUUACUAACACACACAACUCACCCUAAAAACUCCCACAAAUCCCCCUUAAAAAUCAUCCCAAUUAUAUUUCCUUUCUACUCGCUCUCUCGCUCUUUCACUUUCAUUGCAGGGGGAGAGAGAGAGCAAAAGGAAAUGCUCAAAACUCUUAAGUUAAAAAUACUAGUUAGUUAUUUUAGUUGUAAAAUUUAAACAAAACAAAAAGCUUAAUAAACAAGGAUGAUAUAAUAAGAGAAGAAUAAGAAAAAGUAUAAGAGAGAACUUUUGACAAGAGAAGAUAAGAACAUAACGGACAUAAAAAGGGACCGCCAGGAAAAAAAAACAUCAUAAGAUUAGUAAAUACAAAUACCGUAAAAAAACAACAAGUAGAGAAUAGUAAUUACCACAAAAGGAAAAAAAAGGAUCAAAAGCACACAACAGCACUUAGAGAAUAGUACAGUGAUAAUAAAUAGAAAAAAAACAACAGAAACCACAAGAUACACACUCUUUACACUAACACUAGUACAGUACAUUACCAACAUACACCGUUAUAAUAGAGACACCGUAGCAAAAAAAAAAAAGAGAAAAAAUACACUGAACAAAAUAAACAAACAAAAGCAAGGACAAACCCAUAUGAUGGCAUAAUUUUUAAAUAUUUUACAAGCAAUAUACUUAUAAAUAAAAACAAAAAAAAAUUAUUAUAAUUUUUUUAUAUUUAAUUAUUAAUUAUUAUUAAAUAUAAUUUUAAUUUUGUCCCCUCGCUCCCCUGAACUUUCUUAUUUGUAACCCCCCACUGUAUUAUUUGUAAUUUUAAUGGUAAAAAAGAAAAAAAUAAUUAUUAUUUUGUAUUGUAUUCGUGCACUAUAAUUAAUUUUAAUACUUUAUAUUUUUAUUAUUUACUAUUAAUAAUUAAUUAUAUAAUUUUUAUUUUUUUUUGUGUAAAACUCUAACUCUCUGCUGGCAUAUGCAAUUGAAUUAUUAUUUGUAACAGAACAACAAAAAACUCUUUUAUAAUUCGUUUAAUUUAAUUUUUUGUCAAAUUUUAUUACGACUUCUCAAUGUAUAAACUUUUCGAAUUCACACAAAUGGUCAAUAUAUUUUUACAUUUAUAAACGACAUAUUUUAAUUGUCGUGUCAUUAUUAAGGCGUUUGGCAUCCGGUCCAUGCGCCCAAUCCAUUUGUUGUUCAUUAAAAGUUUGUACAUUUUGAGGAUUCAACGAAUUAGUAAAGUAAAUUAACAUUUUUUGUAUGAUGAUUUUUUUUUACAUAGACUGAAGAUGAAUAAAAAUUUUAAAAUAAAAUAUAA
Lucilia sericata (common green bottle fly) is the source of this 2445-nucleotide messenger RNA. RefSeq names its product neurofilament heavy polypeptide (gene bnb). The record is from RefSeq and is a predicted model, not a curated record. Lineage: Eukaryota; Metazoa; Arthropoda; Insecta; Diptera; Calliphoridae. The transcript has a single exon. The coding region runs from base 25 to 1107 and encodes 360 amino acids.